AUGGAUAAAUACAAAACGUCAGCCAUCAAGUCCGGCUUUGGAGCAGUGACCCAGACCACCAGCUGUGGGACCAGUAGUACAUCAGGGUUUGGCAGCACCAACUCAGCGCCCUUGAAAUCCAGGGUGUCAGCAGGCCCCACUGGCACUUGGUGCUGUGGGACAAGCGUGGCUGCCCCCCACAGCAGCUCCACCACUGGGGCAUUUGGCACUACAUCAGGAUGGAGUGGAAGAACUGGUCUCAAGAACCCUUUCUGGGGUGCCUUGCAUACAAACUCCCUGGGUGCAGCUGGAGAUAGCACACCAUCUCCUUUCCAUGUGGCCAGCAGACCUCAGAACACUCCUGGGUUUGCAGCCAUCACCUCCGGCUUUGGAGCUGUGACCCAGCCCACCAGCUAUGGGACCAGUACAUCCGGUUUUGGCAGCACCAUCUUAGCGCCCUUCACAUCUAUGGUGUCAGCAUCCCCCACUGGCAGUGGGGACUUUGGGACACGUGUGCCUGCCCCCCACAACAGCUCCACCACUGGGCCAUUGGGCUUUGGGGCAGCACGGAGUGGGAGAACUGGUCUCAAGAACCCUUUUUGGGGAGCCUUAAAACCGAGCUCCCUGGGUGCAGCUGGCCAGAGUACACUAUCUGCUUUCCAUGUGGCCACCACACCUCAGAACACUCCUGGGUUUGCAGCCAUCACCUCCGGCUUUGGAGCUGUGACCCAGCCCACCAGCUGUGGGACCAAUACAUCCGGGUUUGGCAGCACCAUCUCAACGCCCUUCACAUCUAUGGUGUCAGCAAUCCCCACUGGCAGUGGCGGCUGUGGGACUCGCAUGCCUGCCCCCCACAGCAGCUCCACCACUGGGACACUUGGGUUUGGGUCAGCACGGAGUGGGAGAACUGGUCUCAAGAACCCUUUUUGGGGAUCCUUAAAACCGGGCUCCCUGGGUGCAGCUGGCCAGAGCACACCAUCUGCUUUCCAUGUGGCCAGCACACCUCAGAAUACUCCGGGGUUUGCAGCCAUCACCUCCGGCUUUGGAGCUGUGACCCAGCCCACCAGCUGUGGGACCAUACAUCCGGGUUUGGCAGCACCAUCUCAACGCCCUUCACAUCUAUGGUGUCAACAGGCCCCAUUGGCAGUGGUGGCUCUGGGACUCGCAUGCCUACCCCCCACAGCAGCUCCACCACUGGGGCAUUUGGCUUUGGGGCAGCAUGGAGUGGGAGAACUGGUCUCAAGAACCCUUUUUGGGGAGCCUUAAAACCGAUCUCUCUGGGUAGAGCUGGC
This is a messenger RNA of Manis javanica (Malayan pangolin), 1271 nucleotides long. The record is from RefSeq and is a predicted model, not a curated record. Lineage: Eukaryota; Metazoa; Chordata; Mammalia; Pholidota; Manidae.